CAGUUUUGUUUUCAGUCUGCAGGCCGCGGCAUCGGCAACAAGCAUGGCUGUGCAGAGUAGGGCACUGGCAGCGGUACUCCUAGGUGCGGUGGCCCUGUGGGGUCGCCAAGCCUUUGUGGCCAUGGAGAAAGCCACGGUGGCUGUCGCGCCGAGCCUCCGCUCAUCUGCCUCCUCCUCUGCGCCUGAGCAGACAAACACCGGCUUUGCCUCAGCUGCAGCAGUUGCCGGCGUGUGCAUGGUUGCAGCUGCUGGGCUGCGGGCCCAGAGGCGCAUCUCCGGUGUCCCGCGGCAGUUCUUUGGUGGAGGACGAGAUCCCUCCCCCGAAGAUGUGACGACCAAGGAAAAGCUUUGGAACCAAUGUGGGCGAGGGCCAAAAUGGCAUGACUCCAGCCACAAGAGAGACCAGGUCUAUUUCGACAUUGUAAUUGGUGGUGAGCCUGCUGGCCGCAUUGUUUUCGGGCUGUACGGCAACGUUGUGCCGAAGACAACCGAGAACUUCCGUCAGCUUUGCCUGAAAGGUCCUGGCGAGGGAUAUGGAGGCUGCCCAUUCCACCGAGUUAUCCCUGGUUUCAUGUGCCAGGGCGGCGACUUCACGAACAUGAAUGGAACUGGUGGCCGAAGCAUCUAUGGCAACAAGUUCGAAGAUGAGAACUUCGAGCUGAACCACACAAAGCCAGGACUUCUCAGCAUGGCCAACGCUGGCCCCAACACCAACGGCUCUCAGUUCUUCAUUACCACGGCCCCCACCGACUGGCUCAAUGGCAAGCAUGUGGUGUUUGGAGAGGUGAUGGAAGGAUUGGAUGUGGUGAGAAAGAUGGAGUCCGUGGGUAGCCAGUCUGGGCGGACACGUGCACCAGUGGCCAUCGCUGAGUCGGGUGAACUCUGAAUUUUCAAGCCGGACUGACGGCUUUGGCAUGGAACCGCAUGAGUUGCUUUUGAAAUGCACUCAGCAAUCCGUAAACUCCUAGCUCGCUUGUGGACGCGCACGUUUGCGAGUGCAGAGGAUUAUCAGCUUCGUUAGAUUGCAAAAUAUGUUGGAAUGGAAACA
This is a messenger RNA of Effrenium voratum, 1048 nucleotides long. The record is from the annotation of a GenBank genome assembly. NCBI's taxonomy places the organism in Eukaryota, Dinophyceae, Suessiales, Symbiodiniaceae.